UUGCAGAGUUUUUAAAAAUAAAAAUAAAAAAGAAAUUUUCCUGUGAAAAUUGCUGUUCUGUUUGGUUGCUGAGAAAAUUUGAAACCAGGGGACCGAGCGACCUUUUCAGGAUCUCUGGAAGGUUCUGAAAGGUGGGGCCUCAACCCUCGUUGAUCGGCCUCACCGCUGUCUGCUAGAGUCCAAACACCGUUUAUGAGCACGAGACCCCCAAUUUCGAUACAGUGUGUGGAGUAGGAAUAAGGUGUAUGGAUCCUACUCUGAAAUUCUCUAUCCUGCUGUUGCUUCUCGGAUUGGGCUGCUAUUCUUGGGGUUCUCAUAACUCAUCCACAGCUGUGAAUGCCUCUCCUAUUAAGAAUGAUUUUGAGCAUUGUGAAAGAGUUGUCAAAAAAUGGGCAUUUUCUUCACUUCAACAAGAAGUUAAAGAAGACAAACACACACUGCGGGAUUUGCUAUUUUUCCUUCACGUCCCCAGAACAGGAGGGCGUACAUAUUUCCACUGUUUCUUGAGAAAGUUGUACUAUAGCUCUCUGGAAUGCCCUCGAUCGUAUGAUAAGCUUCGAUUUGAUCCUAGAAAACGGCAGUGCAGAUUGUUGGUUACUCAUGAUGAUUAUAGUAUGAUGUCCAAACUUCCCAGGGAGAGAACAUCAGUAGUGACAAUACUUAGGAAUCCGGUUGACCGUGUUUUUAGUACUUACGAAUUUUCGGUAGAGGUAGCUGCUAGGUUUUUGGUGCAUCCUAACUUAACUUCUGCAACACAAAUGACAAGACGUAUACGGGCAAGGACUAAAGGAGUAAGCACGCUGGAUAUUUGGCCAUGGAAAUAUUUGGUUCCAUGGAUGAGGGAAGACCUUUUUACUCGGAGAGAUGGUCGAAAGCUUAGGGGCUCAAAUAACUUUCAGAGCAAGGACCCAUACAACAUGGAAGAAAUUGUGAUGCCAUUACACAAGUUCAUCAAUCACCAUAUAGCUCAAGAAGUUGUUCACAAUGGAGCAACAUUUCAGGUUGCAGGAUUGACAAACAACUCCUAUCUAUCAGAAGCACAUGAAGUGCGCCAUUGUGUACAGAAGUAUAAACAUCUUGGUGAUCAUGUCCUACAAGUCGCGAAGAAGAGGUUGGAUGAUAUGUUAUAUGUUGGUCUCACUGAGGAGCACAGAGAAUCUGCAACAAUGUUUGCGAAUGUAGUUGGUGCCCAGGUGAUUUCACAGCUGGGAGGAUCAAAUUCUAGUGAGGAGAGUGCUGCUGACAGCAAAUCCGAACAGAACUACUCAGAUUCAGAUUCAGAUUCCAAGCUGGAUAGUAAUGAUCUUCUGAACAGAACCCCAAAUGGGAAGGAAAGUGAGUUUGCUUCUCCUGAAACUGUUGAACCAGCGAAAGGAAAUAUGACUGUGGAAGAACUUAUGGAAGCUUAUGAAGACUGCAUUUCUAAUUUACGGAAGUCUCAAACACUCCGGCACAACGCUUCUUUGAAGAGAAUCUCCCCGGCAAACUUUACAAAGGAGGCACGACUUCAGGUUCCUGAAGUGGUCCUCCAGCAGAUAAGGCAACUUAACCACCUUGAUUUGGAGCUUUAUAAACAUGCACAGAAUAUCUUUGCAAAGCAACAUAAGCGUAAUUUUGGCAUCACAGAAAUUUGGCGGAGGAUGCUGAAGAGCUCAUAUGGCACAGGCAUAAAAGUCCUCUCAUUAGGCGCGACUCUUGUUUUACUCCUUUUGGCCUUCCAUGUAUUUGUUAACGCGAAAAGAAGAACAUCAAAAGUUAAAGUAUGAAUAUAUCUUUCAUAGACUGUAAGGAUCACAGUGUUAAAAUUAUUGGGAAAACUGAUAUAGAAAGGGAUCACGUUGCUUUAGUUUUCA
Messenger RNA from Prunus mume (Japanese apricot), 1853 nucleotides. RefSeq names its product tyrosylprotein sulfotransferase (gene TPST). Gene Ontology annotation, cellular component: membrane. The record is from RefSeq and is a predicted model, not a curated record. Gene Ontology annotation, molecular function: heparan sulfate 6-sulfotransferase activity. NCBI's taxonomy places the organism in Eukaryota, Viridiplantae, Streptophyta, Magnoliopsida, Rosales, Rosaceae.